Molecule: messenger RNA, 828 nt
Organism: Fusarium venenatum
Lineage: Eukaryota; Fungi; Ascomycota; Sordariomycetes; Hypocreales; Nectriaceae
Source: RefSeq, a predicted model, not a curated record
AUGGUUUUUCUUCGCUUUUUGGCCUUAAUGGUCUUCUUUGUUCUAGUAUGGGCUGUGAACCACAUACCUGAUAAACAAAUGAACGAGUGGCUCAAUGCCGGCGGUGUCCCCCUUACAAUCGCCGCGCAGCCCAUGUGGUUUUUUGGCCAGUCCCAGAAUCAACCACCAUGCUAUCCCACCUGGGUUAUUCGAGCAGGCAAACAAGCCCCGGGUGGCGGUCUCUGUGCGUUUCCUGAAGUAGGUUGUCACUGCCGUAAUCCAGGCAUUAAAAUCGGCAAUCCUGGACCAAAGUUUCCUAUCUACUACACGUACAAUAAAUGCCAUGAAAAGGAAAUCAGAGUGGAAUAUAACAUCUUCUUUGACAAGGAUGGUUUCAUCGCAGGUGGACACCGGUAUGAUUGGGAGCAUGCCAUUGUGGUUUGGGCCAGAGGUUCAGAUAACAAGUGGCAUCAGUCUCAGUUGUUCCUAUCUCAACACAAGAUACACGACAAGAAGAACUGUAAUGAUAUCCAAAACACCUUUAGGAGUAAUGACGCCAACAAGCCUCGUGGUGGUGAUAACGGAAAGAAGGGCUUCGCUCAUCCAAAGGUGUACGUUGCUUGGGCGAAGCAUGCUAUCUACCACGACCGUAACACUGGAUGGAACGAUCCUUUAUCUCAACAGCUUUGCCAUGCUUUUAGGUCACAGGAUUGGUGGUAUUACCAUUCAAAGGGGGACUACAUCCGAGCUGAUCGUUCCACCAAAAUCGGUCAUCAGAUUGCGGGCUUGAACUGGGGCGAUGCGACAAGCACUCCUCCCAAUGUUCACGACGGGCUGUAUUCUAUUUGA